Molecule: messenger RNA, 643 nt
Organism: Morus notabilis
Lineage: Eukaryota; Viridiplantae; Streptophyta; Magnoliopsida; Rosales; Moraceae
Product: hydrophobic protein RCI2B
Exons: 3
Coding region: 117-290 (57 amino acids)
Cellular component (GO): membrane
Source: RefSeq, a predicted model, not a curated record
ACGUCCUUGCUGUUUCAUUCACAAAUUCAAGCAGUUACUUACUUGCACCGCGUACUUGAAGUUGGAGUAUAAUUUUCUCUCAAGGUUUUUUUUUUUUCCCUAGAAAGUGACGGAAAAUGCGAGGCCAAGGCUCAGCCACCUGCGUAGACAUCCUCUUGGCAAUCAUCUUGCCUCCCCUUGGUGUCUUCCUCAAGUUUGGCUGCAGGGCGGAAUUCUGGAUCUGUUUGUUGCUGACUUUGUUUGGAUAUCUCCCUGGCAUCAUAUACGCUGUUUAUAUCAUCACUAAGUGAUCACAUAUAGCUUUAUUAAUCUUCACUUCUGUGGAAGAAUGUGAAGGGUGUGUUUGUCUUGUCGUUUUGGAUUUUGUACUUGUCUUUAACCGUUUAAUGGAUAAUGUUGAUCUGGUGUUAUAGCCACAUGGACGGUCGAUUCCUCAUUAGUGUGUCCCAAUAUCAGAAAUUCAUCGCUUAAAUAUAUAUAUGUAUACAUAUAUAUAUAUAUAUUAUUCCAUUUGUUUCCUGUAAAGCUUGGCUGUUGGUUUUGUGAUUAGACAAAAUAUAAUGAGGUGUCAAUUAUCAAUGUUAAAGUCUCAUAGAACGUAAUUCCCUUUUUUCUAUUUUUAAUGUGAUUGUUCUUUUACUUA